Messenger RNA from Cylindrotheca closterium, 954 nucleotides. The record is from the annotation of a GenBank genome assembly. Lineage: Eukaryota; Bacillariophyta; Bacillariophyceae; Bacillariales; Bacillariaceae.
AUGUUGGACAAUCCGUAUCAAGUGCUUGGUCUUUCUUAUGACGCAUCUGAAAGUGAAAUAAAAAAGUCAUACUACAAGGCAGCUCUCAAAUAUCACCCCGAUCGCCAGGCCAACAACAAGGAAAACAAAGACGAGGAUGCCAAUGAAAAGUUUGCCGUGAUUAAAGAGGCUUAUGAAAUCUUGACCGAUCCUGUCAAGCGCUACGAUUGGCGGCAGGCACACGGCGGUAACGGCAACAGAACAACAGCACCGCCAACGUCAACGCCGAAAGCAGCACCAGCAACAAGGGCAUCGAAGGCUUCAAAGACACCAGCUAGUCCUUUUCGGGAUCGAGGACGUGCGGGGGUACCGCUAUCCAACACCUCAUAUCAAUCCAAUACACAACCGGUCUCUAACUCGAGCAAGAGAACCAGACGAUCCCCAAUGUCACGCCAUCAGCAUCAGCAGCAGACCCCACAAUCGCCGCUGUCGACCGACGCCAACUCUAACAGAAAGAAGUACAUGCCACAGCGACAGCAGCAGCUACCACAGCCGCCGCUCUCGGCUCCUUCCACUCAUCGAAAAUCGCCCCAGCACGGGUUGAAUGAUCGAGUAGGCGUUCCCUUGUCCAAGAAGAGUGUUUUAAUGGCAACGACUCCCAAAAGCUCGGUCUUGAGGCAAUCUGUACGGAGCAAAUCCCCGCGGCCUGCUCCCCGUAGUGGCAAGUACGACAUGGCUGCACCUCCACUGUACCAUGACAAUAUGUCCGCCACUUCAAAGCAAAAGAAAGUCCGGCAACCACCGCGCAUGAGUUCGUUGGAUCUUAACCACGGUCGCAAAAAGCAUAGAUUAUCACCCAUGCGGAAAGGUGAUUCAUUCGAUCACGGUGCUUCGCGUCCUUUUCACAACAAGACGAGGAUCAACAAGACGAGGAUGGCGAGGGUAAAUAUGACUGGAAUCGAGAUACUGCAGUAG